This is a messenger RNA of Rotaria sp. Silwood2, 357 nucleotides long. NCBI's taxonomy places the organism in Eukaryota, Metazoa, Rotifera, Eurotatoria, Philodinida, Philodinidae. The record is from the annotation of a GenBank genome assembly.
AAAUCAAAUAUAAAUAUAAACUAUUUAUAUAUAAUUUUAUUGGAUUUUUAGAAACGAAAUUCUGAUGAAAGUUGUUUACUUGCAUUUCUAUCAGGUCUUGCAGCUAAAUGUGUAUCAACUGAACAAUUAUCUGCAGAUAUCCCAAUGAUAUUACCAAAUCAUCAAUCAAUGAAGCAACGUGCAGCCGAAUUUGAUUGUGGAACAUUGAGGUAAAUCAUAAAUGAAUAAAGUAAAAAUAAGAUGUUGGCGAUUUGACCAAAGUCUUGCUUUGAUGUUUUUCUCUCAUGUUUCGAUAUAUGUUCUUUUUAGUGUACGCAAUCGAUGCUUUUGUAAUAAAAUUUAGGUUUAAAAAAUCAG